AUAACCUUCAUGUCCGACGUCGAACAGCAAAUCAAGAGCGUACAAGCCGCAGUGGGUAACUCUGAUCCAUGGGUCUCUGGCACAAUCCAGGUUCCUCCUGAUACUCUCGACCUAUACUAUCUUGAUAAAUCCAGUCUCCCGCAACCCCAACUCCUGAAAUUAACACCGGCCGCCAAGGUUGAUGACCUCAACAAACUAUCCAUGUGCUGCGAUAGAGCCACCUUCGGACGUGCCAAAGAAGAGUUGUUGGACGAAUCCUAUCGAAAAGCGGGGAAAAUGGACGUCGAGCGGUUCUCCUCCAAACUCGACUCGAAUGUCAUUCGCCUUUUACCCGGCAUUCUAUUCCAUCUCUUGAAGGGAGAGGAUUUAGACAGGAAGGUUGACGCCGAGUUGUACAAGCUGAACGUUUACGAUACAGGAUGCUUCUUUCGUGUACACAAGGAUACUCCUCGAGGCGAACGCAUGUUUGGCUCCCUGGUCAUAGUCUUUCCAACCCCUCACACCGGUGGCCAACUUGUUCUUCGUCACGACGACAAAGAGCACAACUUUGACUCUGGCACCGUUCUAUCCAACUCUCCUUCUCCCAACGACACCAUCGCGUACAUUGCCUUCUUCUCCGACGUCGAACACGAAGUAUUGCCCGUCACCUCUGGUCAUCGCAUUACGUUAACCUACAACCUCUACUUCUCCAAAUCGACCGCUCAAGUUCCUGAUUCCCUUCUUGCACCACACACGAACUUCAAAUUGAGAGACACGAUUUCUGCUCUACUUGACAAUCCUCAGUUCCUUCCUAAAGGUGGCCUACUUGGAUUGGCGCUAUCCCACUCUUACGCUGUUAAUCCUGGAAGCGGAGGAAGUCUCAAUGGGAUUCUCCAGGUCCUCAAAGGCGAAGAUGCCGUUAUACGCUCAGCAUGUGAAGACCUUGGCCUCGGUCUGUCCAUCCAGAGCGUUUUUGGGAAUCAGGUCUUACUCAAUCACGCUAUCGAUUUAUCAAGUUAUGGUCAAAUAGAGGAAUCGCCGAUCGCUCUUCUUCUGAGAGAAGAAGGGGGAACGCUUAUCCAUCUUUACAACGGCGAACCUGAUUGGGAAUAUCAUCGAGAGGAAGGUGGUGACCGUUCGAAAGCAAUAGCUUGGAUUAAGGGUUUGAGUGAGAGUAAGGCAGGAUAUCAGUCGCCGUUUAUUUCUUAUGGGAACGAGGCGAAUUUGGAGUUGGAGUAUAUACACUUGACUUUGGUUGCUGCUUUUGGGCCUGUGGGCGAUAGGAAAAACUGGUCGGCUUACAAAGGUGAAGAGCUGCUAUAAAUAUUACUCUACCUCAUUAGCAUAGACGUCAUCAUUGUGUACUACUUCGAACUGACUUGAGUGGUCGUAUUCAGAAUAACUAUCACCGGCCA
This is a messenger RNA of Marasmius oreades (fairy-ring Marasmius), 1394 nucleotides long. RefSeq lists its product as uncharacterized. The record is from RefSeq and is a predicted model, not a curated record. NCBI's taxonomy places the organism in Eukaryota, Fungi, Basidiomycota, Agaricomycetes, Agaricales, Marasmiaceae. The transcript is spliced from 3 exons. The coding region runs from base 10 to 1302 and encodes 430 amino acids.